This is a messenger RNA of Vitrella brassicaformis, 1607 nucleotides long. The record is from the annotation of a GenBank genome assembly. NCBI's taxonomy places the organism in Eukaryota, Vitrellaceae.
CGAAGUAACACGUCAGUCGAUCGAGCUCGUGAUCGACCAGCAUUUGCCGCAACAGAGAAGCUCUGUCUUCGCGUAGACGUAUUCUACUCGCUAACGCAGCUACCAACACAGCCAUUUUCACACACACACACACACACACACAAUGAGAGCGCACUCGCAUCAGCGCAGAACACACGAAUUGAAGAAAGUGACGGCCAGGUAGAGAGCGGCUAGACAGCCUUGCGCACACGCACGCUACUGACAUCCAGAGCAGAGCCUGCAUAGAGCUACCUACGCGUUCGGCCACCAAGAAGCACAGCCCUUCUCUUCUCACAUCCAACAGGCACACGCACAUCCCAUCCCAUCACUCGCCCCUGCCGAACAGCAGGAAGGCAGCAGCGCCCAUGACCCGCUUCGCCACCUCACACGUCAGGGGGAAUCGGUCAGCCCCCUCCAUCCCACUUACUGGCUCCUCAGUCGUGUGCAAGGACACAGAGCAGAAGUGACAGUCACGCAUGAUCAGCAGCUGCGCCGCAUAAGUGUCGGUGCUCCUGUGACCGGAGAGGAAGAUAAGGCGCCAGAGCGGCUGGCCCCAAGUGCAGGAAACGAAGUCCGCCUGGUGUGUGUCGGGGUGUGGCACGCCGCCGCCGUAGUGGACACCCACGUAGUCACCCGGCUCCGUCAGGUGCUUGACGGCGGCCUUUUCCUCAGCGGUGUUGCCGCUCGUGAGCUCCCAGGCUGCCGUGUGCGCCACCGUGUGGCCUCGCGAACGCAGACUGAAUGCAUAACACCACCGGACAUUCGACCAACGAGCAUGUGAUGCGCAGUCAUGUGUGUGUACCUCGUGUGCGUUGCGUACCCCCAGAGUAUUAGGUCACGGCAGCAGCGAAAAUCCAGCCCAGCCCAAGCACCUGAACGACGACACACGCAAGGCCACAGUGCAUUCGGAGCAGCCAGGCCGUCUUCAUGGUCUCCCUCUCCCCCACCUGUGCAUGGAGGAUCGGUCACGUCGAACAUCUUCGCGAAGGGAUGGUCCAAAGGGAGCGUCUGUGAGUCGUAGACCGUCAGGUGCAGCCCCUCCAGCCUCACUUCCCCGUCAUUGCCCAGCUCCAGGGGCAGCCUCUCGCCAGACGCGUUCACCAGCCGAUGGGCGAAGAGGGCGUACUGUCCCAUGCUGACGGGGAGUCGGGCCAGCUGAGCCUUUGAAGGAAGCUGCCUGAUGUCAGCUGGGGUGAUGGUGAGGGGGAGGGAGUCGAUGAAGCCGUAACACUUGGCGAGCGAGAGGAUCGUCGUCCACGCCUUCAUCUCCCCUUUCUCCAGUACGUGAAGCAGCCGGAUCAUCUGCGCCACACCCCCGGCGCCUUCCGGCGUCCUGUGGGACAAGACAGGCUCCCCCAUGGCGCGGAGGACUACAUCGAUUCGCCCCCUCGUGAACAUCUCGAUGCUGACAUGGUUGUUGCGGCUCCCCAGGGCGGUGAGGAGCGGACACAGAUCCUCGGCAGCGGGCAGGAAGUCACCCACACGACAGAACAGUUCAGACGGGAGGGAAGCCAAAGUUGGAGAGGGGGCCUCCGCCAUGUUGUCCUUUGCUUCCGUCCUCCUCCGCACGACGAAAGGGAGGUGCUGCG